Molecule: messenger RNA, 4776 nt
Organism: Anolis carolinensis (green anole)
Lineage: Eukaryota; Metazoa; Chordata; Lepidosauria; Squamata; Anolidae
Gene: pde4b
Product: phosphodiesterase 4B
Exons: 10
Coding region: 1572-3083 (503 amino acids)
Biological process (GO): signal transduction
Cellular component (GO): cytosol; nucleus; perinuclear region of cytoplasm
Molecular function (GO): 3',5'-cyclic-AMP phosphodiesterase activity; transmembrane transporter binding
Source: RefSeq, a predicted model, not a curated record
UUACAACUCUGUAUGCGUGAAUGUGCACCGCUUGAGAAACGAAAAGAGAAAUCUUAAUAUAGUUCCAAGUAAUAGCUUAAACUUUCUGGUUCAUAUGCCUUCUGAGAUGAUAGUGAUUGUGACAUCUUUUGGAGUGGGGAAUAAAAAGAAGCGGAUGAAAAUAAUUUCAUGGAAGAUGGUGCUCUUAUGCAAGUUCGAGCCACUAAAAAUCAUCGUUUGUUAUAAAGGGAGGAGAAGCUAUGUUAACAGGCCUACUUUAUAACCCUCUUUAGCUCUGUAAAAAUAUAUUUCAAUGGGUGGAAGUGCUGCUAGAAUUCCUAUGGCGAAGCCAUUCUGCCUGUAUGACAGUAAUCGGAAGGGAUGCUUUACAGUAAAGAGGCUGAUUGCCAUGAAGCCCUGUUGCCAUGGCAUUCUUUGGACCAGCUGUAUAUGAAUUCUUGCAGGGAGGAUGGGAAGUGCGAGAGUUUCGAUGUAUUUCAAAAAUAGCUCUUCUAAUGGAAGAAAAAAAACUAUUUCAUUCAGGAAAAAGAAGUAUAAAUCCACAUUUAUUUGUAGAGUUUUCCUAGCUCCGGGAGGUGGGGGAGGCAGGGAGAAAGCAGCAUGAAUAUGAUUCAUUGGUAGUGUCUGUUUGUUCCUGAUUCAUUACAUUUCACUGCAUAAAGAGAUCUUUGCCUGGAUUCUUAUGUCAACAUGGGAGGAGACAUGGCUUUGAAUGAGCCAGUUCCGUGGAACCCUGACAUCUAUCCAUCAUUUUGUAUACAAAUAAUAAAAUUAAAAUAAAUAAAGAAAAAUGAGUAAACUACUGCUUUCACAGAUCAGCAAAUGGAUAUUGAGAUUUGCUCUGCCAAUAUAACAGACCUUGCCAUGUUCUCUGUGUAUUAUAGAAUGGGAAACUAUUUGAUAUGGCUUAAUUAAACAUUUAGAAAUAAACUCUGAUUUUAUCAUAUGCUAGAACAGUAUUGGAUUUUAUUCAGGAGGUUUUACUCUGUCAAGAAAUUCCAAACAAGAUUUUAUGUUAAAGGAGGGGGAAAAAAAAUCUACAUGCUAAGGCAAGCAUUAAAGAUCCAAAUGCGUGAGUGAGAGGGGGUUUUCCAGAAUGAUAAUAUACUGAUUUGGGGAAGGAAGAGGAUUUGCUUGAAUGUGCACAGGACUUCCUCCAUUUUUUGUAAAGACGGCUGUAUUGCUAAAGUCAGCAGUACCUGCAAAAGCUGUCGUCAUUUCUUCUUCGUUGCAUUCGGCAAAGGAAUACUAAUCUGGACUGGGAAACCCCUCUUUAGCCAACUAAAGGACCUGGACUAUUCAUAAUUCAUAAGUGCUUCAAGGCAGCUUGCUGGAAACAUUUGGAUUAGUGUUGGCUCCUUCGUGCAGUCCUCUCCUUCACAUCUUCUUUGUGUUUUGCCAGUGGAUGAGUCUUUACAGUCUUGGCAUGAAGCCAUGAUUGCUGGAAUUUCAGAAUUUUGCAAAUAGUGAUUUUUCACUUACGAAGAAAUUGGGAAUUCCUUCUCUUUUGAACUGUGGAUUCUUUGUAGGGGAUUUGUUUUGUUUGUUGUUGGUGUGCAGAGUCUCCCAAAAUGCCUGAAGCAAACUAUUUAUUAUCUGUGUCAUGGGGCUACAUCAAGUUCAAGAGAAUGUUGAACCGGGAACUGACACAUCUUUCAGAAAUGAGCCGAUCAGGGAAUCAAGUUUCUGAAUAUAUUUCAAACACCUUCCUAGACAAGCAGAAUGAUGUGGAGAUUCCCUCUCCCACACAGAAGGAUAGAGAGAAAAAGAAGAAGCAGCAACUUAUGACACAGAUCAGUGGCGUGAAGAAGCUGAUGCACAGUUCAAGCUUGAAUAAUACUAGUAUUUCAAGAUUUGGUGUGAAAACAGAAAAGGAAGACCAUUUAGCAAAGGAGCUGGAAGAUCUGAAUAAAUGGGGUCUAAACAUAUUUAAUGUUGCAAGAUAUUCCCACAGUAGACCUCUCACCUGCAUUAUGUAUGCCAUAUUUCAGGAAAGAGAUCUGCUGAAGACAUUCAAGAUCUCAUCGGACACCUUUAUAGCUUACAUGAUGACUUUAGAAGACCACUACCAUCCUGACGUCGCCUAUCACAACAGUCUCCACGCAGCUGAUGUGGCUCAGUCAACUCAUGUUCUUUUGUCUACUCCAGCCUUGGAUGCUGUCUUUACGGAUUUGGAAAUUCUUGCAGCAAUUUUUGCGGCUGCAAUUCAUGAUGUGGAUCAUCCGGGUGUCUCCAAUCAAUUUCUGAUCAACACAAAUUCCGAACUUGCCCUAAUGUACAAUGAUGAGUCUGUUUUAGAAAAUCACCACCUUGCUGUGGGUUUUAAGCUGCUGCAAGAAGAGAAUUGUGACAUCUUCCAGAAUCUGACCAAGAAACAACGUCAAAGUCUCAGGAAAAUGGUGAUAGACAUGGUCUUGGCAACAGAUAUGUCCAAACAUAUGUCUCUUCUGGCUGACUUGAAAACCAUGGUCGAAACUAAAAAGGUGACAAGCUCUGGUGUUCUUCUUCUGGAUAAUUACACAGAUAGAAUACAGGUUCUCCGAAAUAUGGUCCAUUGUGCAGACCUAAGUAACCCCACAAAAUCCCUUGAACUCUAUCGGCAGUGGACUGACAGAAUCAUGGAGGAAUUUUUCCAGCAAGGGGACAAAGAACGGGAGAGAGGAAUGGAAAUCAGUCCAAUGUGUGACAAACACACAGCAUCUGUGGAGAAGUCUCAGGUUGGUUUCAUUGAUUACAUUGUACAUCCACUUUGGGAGACCUGGGCAGACCUAGUACAGCCUGAUGCCCAAGAUAUCCUAGAUACCCUAGAAGACAACCGAAAUUGGUACCAGAGCAUGAUCCCUCAGAGUCCCUCUCCUCCCCUUGAAGAACGCAGCAGAGACUGUCAAGGCCUGAUGGAGAAGUUCCAGUUUGAGCUGACCCUUGAAGAAGAAGACUCAGAUGGGCCCGAGAAAGAGGGUGAUGGGAUCAGCUAUUUCAGCAGUACAAAGACACUCUGCGUGAUUGAUCCCGGAAGAAGGGAUUCCCAAAGGGAAGCUGAUAUAGAAAUUCUGGAGGAAGAUACAUCACCCAUUGAUACUUAAUAUACUGUAUCUGUGUUGGUGAAUUUGAAUAUUUCAUGCACAUGCAGGUUGUCUUGCUGACGAGCCUGAAAUCUAGGUCUUGGGCCAGCAUCUACCAUUGGUUAGAAGACCUUUCCAGCUACUUGAGAUUGGAGUCAGGGUUAAAGAGGGUGUAGUGACUGCUCAGGAAAUUAACAGGUGAUUUAUAUUGCAGUGUCAAGCUUUGUCAGCCAAAAAAAAAAUACACACAAUCUUUUUGGUGAUCGAGAGCCAGUGUGAGUUGUUACUGAACAAGCCUGAUAGGAAAUGACACACAACUGAAACAUGCUCUAUUCUUCAGAGGUUGUGAAACCUAGACAGGUCUGACAGCUAGAACUACUGAUUCAUAACUCUGCAUUUAAAACUUGUCCACCUGUCUGCAGACCCGUGUGCCUUUUUUAUAAACACUUCCACAUCUUUUUGAGAGACCUACUAAAUACGCAGUAUAACGUGUUUGAUAUGGUUGUAUAAUUUUUUAAAUUAUUAUUAUUGUUAUUCCUGUUUUAAAGAAAGAAGUCUUCCUUUUAAAGGGCAAUACUUGUUACUUUAUUGCAGUUUAAUCACUUUGACUCACUAAAUAAAGCAGGGUGCCCUCUUUUCAUAAUUGCACAUUUGGUCACUUUAUCAGUCUGCAAGACUUGUGUAACUCCUCUGUUUGCUUGCUGCUGAAAACAGUAUUUUCCACUCAAAACUGUUUUUGACUUCUGUUGUGCACAGGAUAAAAGUGUAGCUUUUUGUUCUCAUAGCACAAUCCAGCACAUGUAAAACAAAACAAAACCCAGCAUACUGAGGUAGCGUGAUGUGCAUUCUCUCCUCAUUGUCUUUUCCCCUCUUUUAACUCAGUGGAAGUUGUAUGCUUUAAGUCCUCUUGUGUUUUUUUUCCUGCAUAGCUCAUGUCAGCUAAAUUAAGUCUCCUUUUUCCUCCUGCACUUGCCUUGAGCUCUAACGUGUCCAGUACUGUUUAUAACAGUGUAUUUAUUACUUAAUGUAUAUACUGUAAUGUUUUGUAAGUAUUAAUUUAUAUAAAUUAACAUUGCCUGUCAGCGGUGAUGUUACUUAUGUAGAAGACUCUGGAUGAGAGUUGCCUUUCUUGUAACCUUUUGUAUUGCAUAAAAUAGAAGAACCUGAACAUAGCUUAAAAGAGACAUAUGGAACCCAGAGAGGGCAUUCAGAGGGCAUUGGCUCAGGGGGAUUCAUUUUCACUAGCAUUUGUUGGAUAGAGACUUGGAAGGGUCUGUUCAGAUGAUGUGAAACUACUGAAGCUCUGGAGAAGAGCUCCCCAGUAAAACACCACAAAUGUUAUGUGUCGUUUUCCAAUUUACGAACAAGCCAAUGUGAAUUUCUAUUACAAAAUGUGAACUGAUAUGUUAUAAUUGUGCUGUGAAACUUCUUCCAACAAAGCUUGUAAGGCAUGCACACGGUGCCAAUUUCAGUUUGUAAAACUAUGUUUCAAGCUUUCAGUCCAACUUGUGACUAACUAACUAGUUAAUGAAAAUAGCACAGUUGUGCAUGAUCAAUGGGUUUGUAUGUCUGUUGAACACUGCAUUGUUCAAGAUGGUUAUUUUAUUGUUUUAAAGAUUCACAAUUGUAAUGUUGUUAUAGUAUUAUAUAUUGUGUUCAGAUGCAUUCUUAAGAGAUUUUUAUAUGAAGUGAAUAAAUGAAAGCAUGACUUAGA